AUGGUGUCAGACGCGAGCAAGAAGAAGGCAGCAGCGAAGAAGGCCGCCGCGGCUGCCAAGAGAGGAGGUAAAUCCUCUAGCGCUGCGGCGUCGUCAAAGUCUGCCGAGUCGACGAGCAAUGGGGUGGAUAAGAUCGCCAACGGUAUUGGCUCCCUCCAGUUGUCUGAUCGGACCUGCACGGGUGUCUUGUGCUCCCACCCUCUCGCAAGAGACAUACACGUAAGUACAAGACGAGGGUAGCACAUAAUUAAUACGAUUUUCUUGGAUUUUGUGUCCCAUUCCGUCGGUCUAUACAUAUCAUUGAGUUACUGUCUUAGGAAGAGCGUCAUUCAUUUUUAAUGUACGCGUUUUCUUUUCGGAUAUGAAUCUGUACGUCCUUUACUCCAGGCAAAUUACAGGCUUUGAUCGACUCUUCAUCCGAAGAUGAUCUAUUCGUUUGGUUCCGAUUAGUAAUUCAUUGAAUAGCCAAUUAAUAUUUCUUCUUUUGAUAUCGAAAAUCGGAAAACAGCGUAAAUAUGAUUUCCAGAUUAUCAGGAGCAUCCAUAAGGGGGGCUUACGCAUUCUCACAUGUUUUUAUCUUCCGCAUGUGAAUUAUAAAGUAAUUGAAAAAAAAACCUUGAUUUGAUGAAUAUUAUCUCCUCAUACUGAAAAAAUCUGAUCACGCGUGUUUUUUUUCAUAGUUUUUAGUUUUCCUCCUUUUAACAGCGAGUCCGUUAUUAUGUUAAUGGAAACACCCAAAAUAAAAUUGUUGAUGAUGGAAACGUCAAUACAACUUUUCUUGUGAUUUUAUUCGGAUGCUUUUUCUAGAAGUCUUCAGUUAGUUUAGUCAAAUGGAAGAAUAAACUGUGGAUCAGUAUGGAAGCUUCGAAAGGUGGAGACCAAAAUAGUGAUUUAAAUUGGCUCUUUUAUUUUUUUUGGGAAACCUCUAUUUUUAUAUGCAAUAUGCCAUUAGGCACAACUAAAAGUCUAUAAUAAAAGCUCUCCUAUUUUAUUUCUUUCGCUCUUGCAGUUUUCUCUUAUGAUUCUUGAAUUCUCCCAUUAACAGGUUAAUGAUUUAAUUUGGGCUGAUGGUAUUUUGUUCUGACUAUUUCACUUUAACUGUACAUAAGUUCUCUUUUAAUACAAAGUAUCGGGUUAUCAGUUGGAUAUCUGACCGUUAGUUAUCCUCAAGUUAUGGGUCUGUCGUAUGACAUCGGGUGGGGGUUUUCCUGAUGUGCGAAUGAAGUUCUUAGGUAUAAUAUUGAAGUGAUCCUUAUAGUGCCUGCUUUGCUUUGGUGAUCCGUGUAAUCUUUCAUUUUAUUGACGUUUUCGAUACUGUUACUGACACAAAAUCUGUCGUUGCAUUUUGCAGAUAGAAUCCCUGUCCUUAACUUUUCAUGGCCAUGAUCUUAUAGUUGAUUCUGAAUUAGAACUGAACUAUGGGAGGUAUGUUUACUUGAACAAGUCACAUGUAUUAUUAAGUUAGAUAAUUGAAUGUCCUCUGACGAAUCGCCUUUGGGAUUUAUUUUUUUCAGGCGUUAUGGCUUGCUUGGCUUGAAUGGCUGUGGAAAGUCCACACUACUUGCAUCCAUAGGAUGCCGUGAGCUACCAAUUCCUGAGCACAUGGACAUCUAUCACUUGUCUAGAGAGAUUGAAGCUUCUGACAUGUCAGCGCUUGAAGCUGUCAUUUGCUGUGAUGAGGAACGCCUGCAAUUGGAAAAAGAGGCUGAAUUAUUGUCUGCACAGGUAAAAGUUCCUAACAAAAAUGAACUUUCCAUUCUCUCUUUAAGAUUUCCGCCCAUUGAAAUUCGAUGCCCCUUGACAGAAAUAGAGAAGAAAAUCCUCUGACCAAGGUUUUCAAAUUUUUUGACACUGUAGGAUGAUGGUGGUGGUGAGGCGCUGGAUCGUAUCUAUGAGCGCUUGGAAGCAUUGGAUGCAUCAACUGCCGAAAAGCGUGCGGCAGAGAUUCUCUAUGGGCUUGGAUUUGACAAAAAGAUGCAAGCAAAGAAAACUCGGGACUUCUCUGGUGGCUGGCGGAUGAGGAUCGCCCUGGCUCGGGCAUUGUUCAUGAAUCCAACUAUCCUCCUGCUUGAUGAACCCACAAACCAUCUUGGUAAGGCUUCCCAUCCAAACAGGCCCGCCUUUCCACAAACCACCACUGUUCUCUACAUCUUUCAACAAAAAAAAAAAACCCUAUAUUUAAGUAGCUGGUACUGCCACUUGUUCCAUCCGCCACAAUCUCAAACUGAAGCGCUACAUGCUCAUCUUAAAGCCUACAUCGUUUCUUUUCUUUUUUCUAGACCUAAGAUCUCACCCCGCAGAUAUUCCGAAUCUCAACUCGGUUUCCUUCUUUGUGUGUAUGUGGUUGAUUGUCCUUGCUGCACAGAUCUGGAAGCUUGUGUCUGGCUGGAAGAGAUGCUGAAGAAGUUUGAUCGAAUCCUCGUGGUCGUCUCGCACUCCCAGGACUUCCUCAACGGAGUCUGCACGAACAUCAUCCACAUGCAGAGCAAGAAGCUGAAGAUAUACACGGGCAACUACGACCAGUACGUCCAGACCCGGUCCGAACUGGAGGAGAACCAGAUGAAGCAGUACAAGUGGGAGCAGGAGCAGAUCUCCGCCAUGAAGGAGUACAUCGCCCGGUUCGGCCACGGCUCCGCCAAGUUGGCCCGCCAGGCCCAGAGCAAGGAGAAGACCCUUGCCAAGAUGGAGCGCGGCGGUCUCACCGAGAGAGUCGUCAGAGACAAGGUCCUUAUCUUUCGCUUCACCGACGUCGGUAAGCUCCCACCGCCCGUGCUGCAAUUCGUAGAGGUCACCUUCGGCUACACCCCCGACAACCUCAUCUACAAGAACCUGGAUUUUGGCGUGGACCUCGACUCGAGGAUCGCCCUGGUCGGCCCCAACGGUGCCGGCAAGAGCACGCUGCUGAAGCUGAUGACAGGCGACCUCGUGCCGCUCGACGGCAUGGUGCGGCGGCACAACCACCUGAGGAUCGCCCAAUUCCACCAGCACCUGGCAGAGAAGCUCGACAUGGACAUGUCGGCGCUGCAGUACAUGAUCAGGGAGUACCCGGGGAAUGAAGAAGAGAAGAUGAGGGCCGCCAUCGGGCGGUUCGGGCUGACCGGCAAGGCGCAGGUGAUGCCGAUGAAGAACUUGUCGGACGGGCAGCGGAGCCGGGUGAUUUUUGCCUGGCUGGCGUGGAGGCAGCCGCAUAUGCUGCUGCUGGACGAGCCCACCAACCACUUGGACAUCGAGACAAUCGACUCGCUGGCGGAGGCGCUGAACGAAUGGGACGGGGGGCUGGUGCUGGUGAGCCAUGACUUCAGGCUGAUCAACCAGGUGGCGCAGGAGAUUUGGGUCUGCGAGAACCAGGCGGUCACCCGGUGGGAAGGCGGCAUCAUGAGCUUCAAGGAGCACUUGAAGGCCAAGUCCGGGGUAUCCGAGUGA
Messenger RNA from Spirodela intermedia, 3423 nucleotides. The record is from the annotation of a GenBank genome assembly. Lineage: Eukaryota; Viridiplantae; Streptophyta; Magnoliopsida; Alismatales; Araceae.